AGGAUUGGUCGGUCUCUGUGCUAAGCUCUCCGAAUGGUUACUUGGGAGUGUUCUUCUGAGCUGCCUUUCUCGCUCGGGCGCCCCCUGCCGGUCAGUUUGCGAAGUGACAAGAAGGCGCAGUUGGUUAGCAUUGGGCAGCUGCCAGGUGGGAACGCGUCGUCGUUUCAUUCCUUUCUGUCGCGUGUCGUGUCACAAGGAUAGCAAGACGUAGUACGAUUCAUUAUUGUUGCUGCCUAGUUCUCAUAUGGUGAUGGGAUUCAGCAGCCCCCAAACUGAAUAUACCAGGACUAGGCCACUGAAGGGAAAUGAACUGGAGAAUGCAUUUCAGAGUCUCUGCAAGGAAAACUGUGCUUCAGACUGCCAGUUUACAGAGAUUAAUUGGAUGGAAGUCUCUGGAUCUCUGGAUGUAUGCCCAGCAUCAGCAUUUUGGAAAUUCUUCCAGUCUGACAGCCAGCAAAAAUCUUUCCUUAAUUCCAUUCAGAUCUGCCCUCUGCUUUCCUCAUGGAAAACAUUUGCUGCAGAAGACUUCAGAAAGUAACUUAAAAAAUACAACAGACUUGUCUGGGAUAAGGACCCAGGGAGUAAGGUUCUUGUCCCUAUCCACAUUCUCAAGAGUGUUUUUUGGAAUUGGCCAAGGAGGAAAUAAUGGUGGAAAUAAGAAGCUGAGCCUAAGAGAUGUGAUGGAACGCAUCCGGAAGAAAGAAUGCCAUAGGAUAGUAGUGAUGGCUGGAGCAGGACUCAGUACCCCGAGUGGGAUUCCAGAUUUCAGGUCUCCUGGGAGUGGGCUAUACAAUAACCUUCAGCAGUAUAAUAUUCCAUACCCUGAAGCCAUAUUUGAACUUAGCUACUUUUUCCAGAAUCCCAAGCCUUUCUUCAGGUUAGCUAAGGAGUUGUACCCUGGCAAUUACAGACCAAACUAUGCCCAUUAUUUUCUUCGACUUCUGUUUGACAAAGGGCUCCUUCUGCGCCUCUACACACAAAAUAUUGAUGGGCUGGAGAGAGUUGCUGGGAUUCCUCCAGAUAAACUAGUUGAAGCUCAUGGCACAUUUGCUUCUGCUACAUGUACUGUCUGUCGAAGAACAUAUUCAGGAGAGGAUUUCAGGGGGGAUGUGAUGACUGACAAAAUUCCCAAAUGCCCUGUUUGCAGUGGAGUAGUCAAGCCUGAUAUUAUAUUCUUUGGAGAAGAGCUUCCUCAUCGGUUCUUCUUGCAUUUGACAGAUUUUCCUAUGGCAGACCUGCUUUUUAUCGUUGGAACCUCCCUUGAGGUGGAGCCCUUUGCUAGUCUGGCAGGAGCUGUCCGUGGUUCUGUGCCCCGUGUUCUGAUCAAUCGAGACCUGGUGGGGCCAUUUGUGGUCCGGUCACAGCACAAUGAUGUAGCUGAACUGGGAGAUGUAAUCAGUGGAGUGGAAAAAGUGGUAGAACUGUUAGGCUGGAAAGAGGAGUUACAGGAACUAAUAAAAAAAGAAAAAGAAAAGGUAGGUCAUUUUGAUUUGAAAACUUUGCCUCUUGCACUCUUUUUAUUUUGCUGGCUGGAGUUAUGAAAACAAUACAAUUAAGGAUAAGACUUUAACUAAUAUAGACUACGCAGUUAUUUUAUCCAUCAUAGUCAUAUAGGUUUAUUUUUCUUGCAUUUGUUAUAGCCACCCAAUUCCAUGGGAUGCUAUCAUUUUCCAUCUUAUAUAACUCAAGGGAAAUGACUAUGUCACCUGUCCUUUGUGACUAUUUAUUGCAUUUUAUUAUUUAUUUCAGUAACAUUUGCUUUCUCAGAGUGAAAUUUGAGAUUUGGAAACAAUAAAUAAAAUUAUAAUUUGGGUAUUCCUUGCAUAUCAAACACUCAUUCAAUAACCAAAGUUGCAGUAGAACUGAAUGAAAGAUACUUAAGAUAGUUCCUCUAAUUUCCUGCCAUCACAGCACCCUAGAGUCACAUGAUUGUUAUUUGCUUGCCUGGCAACCAGCUCAUACUCACAAAAGUUGCAGCAUCCUGCAGUCAUAGGAUUGCCAUUUGCAACCUUCCCUACAGGUUUCUCAGAAGCAAAGGCAAUGGGGAGUUGGCAGGGAAGGUUCUGGUCAGUCUCCCACCUUCUGCUCACUGCACCACACCCUUCUUUUGGUUUCCCUGCCCUUGUAUCAACCUGUACCUUUCUUCCCUCUGUGUCCCUGUACUCGUGUGAACCUGUGCCCCCCCUUCCCUUGGCCUCCCUGCACUCGCAAUGUACCAUAGCACACUCCCAACUCGUGCAGCCUGUGCCAAUUAUGUAAAAUGAGCAUCACUCUGUUUUGAGAGAAGGCCGCACAGACAUAUGUUAAACAUAUUUUGUCUGACAACCCAGAAUGAUAUGAUGCAAAAUGUCAGUACAUUCUGCUCAGGUUUAGGUAAACAUAAGUGUGGUUAAAAUUGGUUCUUCUUUGUACAUUUAUUUUACCAUUUGGCAAUGGUAAUGUUUUUGUUUAACUAAAUACAGUCUCUACUUCAUCACUUUUUCUUUGGGGGGGGCGGGAUCUCAACAGUUGGUGUGGGUUGUAAUCCAUGUU
Molecule: messenger RNA, 2532 nt
Organism: Pantherophis guttatus
Lineage: Eukaryota; Metazoa; Chordata; Lepidosauria; Squamata; Colubridae
Gene: SIRT3
Product: sirtuin 3
Cellular component (GO): nucleus
Molecular function (GO): histone deacetylase activity, NAD-dependent; NAD+ binding
Source: RefSeq, a predicted model, not a curated record